AUGCUGGAGUCCAUUCGCGUGACGGAAAAGCUUCACUGGCCUGAGCAAGAACUUGCGAAGAAGUCUGUACUAAAUGCAGAAGAGCCAUUGAUCAUUGACAGCAAAAGAAGCAUUUCACAUUUAUCUUCUGGGAUACUAAAGGACAUUUUCACAACUGGAACCAGUAGUUACAAUGUCCUACUACAGAGCAAAGAGGAGAAAAAGCAUUAUUCACAAAAACAGUCUUCCUCCACCUACUCCAAAAGAUGUAGAAAACCCAGCAAAUCUCCUAGUUCUUCUCGUAGUAAAGAUCUUCGCAAGAUGAAAGCCCCAGUGCCUGUGAUGAGCAGUGGUACUUGGUACUGCCUAGAAAGGCAGCCUGGUGUUUUUGUCACUAGUUCAGUGUCGAGUCCCAUAAAGUUUACGCAUGAUAUCUCUGUUACAGGGAACAGCAUAGUACUGCCACCUAAACCCAAAAACAAGGUAAAGCGACGCCAUUUCUCUGCUCUGCCAAAGCCAAAGCUGCAGCCUCAAUUGUCUAGAAGUUUUGAAAAAGGAGAUGACUUUUCUGGGAAGAAAUUUUGUAUACUGACUGCCAUAAAGCCCACCAACUUGGAGAAAGAGAAACUGAGAUUCUUCAAAUCUGACUAUACCUACAAUCCUCAAUUUGAAUAUGCAAACCCAUCUCUGCCAAGUGUGUUAGCCAAACACAGCAAUGCAUCUGACCGAUUUCUUAAACAGUCCAUCAAUAUUAUGGAACUGACUUUACAGAAAUAUGGAAGUUAUGAAAAAUUUGAGCAGGCCACUGGUGGCAGCCUGCUAUCUAAAACUCGAAUCUGGAGUCAUGUUCGGAAGUACAUGAUGAAAGAAGGCUGCCUGGGUGAGAUCGUAGUUCAUCUCACUGAAGACCUGCUGUCCCGAGCUUCAAUGACAGUGGUAAAUGGGUGCCCAACAUUGACCAUUAAUGUUUCCACGGCACGUGAGCACUGGCUGGAGGGAAUGCUGAGGCAUGAGAUAGGCACACAUUAUUUUCGAGGUAUUAACAACCUUCAGCAGCCAUGGAACAGUUGGACUGGCCGCAAAAAACAUGAGCUAAAGCCAAACAAUCCCACAGAGGAAGGACUGGCAAGUAUUCACAGUGUCCUUUUUAGAAAAGACCCCUUUUUAUGGAGGGCUGCCCUCCUCUACUACACUGUUUAUCGAGCCAGCCAAAUGUCUUUUUGCGAACUCUUCAAAGAUAUUGGAAAGUUUGUCAAGGACCCCAAUACAAGAUGGGAUUAUUGUGUACGAGCCAAGAGGGGAUGGACUGAUACUUCUCAACCAGGGUGCUUCAGUAAAGACCAAGUAUACUUGGAUGGUAUCCUGCAAAUCCUCCGAUACAGAGAGACCAUUGACUUUCAUCUUCUUACCGCCCUGGGGAAGGUCUCUUAUGAAGAUGUGGAUCGCUUGAAAGGAUUGGCAGUUAUUGAAAACAUGAGGGUCCCUCAUUUCCUGCAGGACCAUAGCCGAUACAUGGAACAUUUAGAGAAAAUUAUGGAAGUGAAUGAACUGACUGACAGGGAACUGAAAGAUCUUAUAUACUAAUCAGCAUUCUUGCAGAUGUAGCUAAGCUAUACCUCUGUGUAUAUUACCAGUUAGGUGCAGUUCGCACCAGCAUAUUUAUAAAAGAAUAAUGACUGUUUACAUGAGUUUUCUGAAGAAUGAUCUGCAGUAUUCAGCUGAAUUUUUUAAAAGGUUAAGUACAAACCUUAAACUGUUUCCUUUAACGUUUCUAUAGGCUGCAGGGGAAAGUUCCUCCUAUUUUUAUCUGAAUCUGACCAGAGUCCAUUGAAAAUACUACUGAUGAGAGUUUUUG
This is a messenger RNA of Odobenus rosmarus divergens (Pacific walrus), 1834 nucleotides long. It is a transcript of the gene MATCAP2, whose product is annotated as KIAA0895 ortholog. NCBI's taxonomy places the organism in Eukaryota, Metazoa, Chordata, Mammalia, Carnivora, Odobenidae. Bases 1 to 1563 code for a protein of 520 amino acids. The record is from RefSeq and is a predicted model, not a curated record. The transcript is spliced from 7 exons.